AUGUUACGAAGUUUAAUACUGCUGAGCCUAUUUGGCAUCAGUAUAUUUAAAGUAGUCAUCGCUUCUGAUGGAUGGUGGAAAAAUUCAUUUAUUUAUCAAAUUUAUCCUUCAAGCUUCAUGGAUAGUGACGGUGAUGGAGUUGGUGAUUUAUCUGGCAUCACAAAUAAAUUAGAACAUUUACAAGAUAUUGGUGUAAAAAUCGCCUGGUUAUCACCAAUAUAUCCAAGUCCAAUGAAUGACAAUGGCUAUGAUAUAUCAAAUUUUACUGAUAUAAAUCCACUCUAUGGUUCUCUUCAAGAUUUUCAACAACUCAUAAAAAAAGCAAAGAAACUUGAUAUUAAAAUUUUACUUGACUUUGUACCAAAUCACACGUCCGACGAACAUCCUUGGUUCAUUAAAAGUGUUGAAAAAAUUGAACCAUAUGAUAAAUAUUACAUUUGGAUGGAUCCAAAAAUAAUCAAUGGAACAAGACAUCCACCAAACAAUUGGUUAAGUGCUUUUCAUGGAUCAGCUUGGCAAUGGAAUGAUAAAAGACAACAAUAUUAUUAUCAUGCAUAUGCAAAAUCACAACCAGAUUUAAAUUAUUAUUCUCAUGAUGUUCAAUAUGAAAUGGAAAAUGUAUUAAAAUUUUGGCUUGAUUAUGGAAUUGAUGGUUUUAGAAUUGAUACAAUUCCAAGUCUCAUUGAAGAUCCAAAAUUUCGUGAUGAGCCAAAAAAUCCAUAUGAAAUUAAUAUACCAGAACAUGAGUCAAAUUCAUUGUCACAUAUUUAUACAUAUAAUUCAAAUACAAGCUAUCCAAUACUUGAAAAAUGGCGUAAAUUAAUUGAUAAUUAUAAUAAUAAUAAAACAGAAAUAAUAUUUCUUACUGAAGCUUAUUUUUCAUUUGAAAAAAUUGAUGGAUUAGUUAAAUAUUAUAGUCAUGGUUCACAUGUUCCAAUGAAUUUUUAUUCAAUAAGUUUUAUUAAAAAUUCAUCAACAGCAAAUGAUUAUAAAAAAUUAUUUGAUAAAUAUUUAACAUCAUUAUCAGCUGGUUAUUCGGCUAAUUGGGUUAUAAGUAAUCAUGAUAAUCCAAGAAGCGCAUCAAGAUUUGGAAAAAAUAGAGCUGAUCAAUGGUUGAUACUUGCAACUGUAUUGCCUGGUAUUGUUAUUAUUUAUCAAGGUGAUGAAAUUGGAAUGGAAGAUCGUCCAAUGACAUGGGAAGAAACUAAAGAUCCAGCUGGUUGUAAUGCUGGUCCUGAACGUUUUAAUUUAACAUCAAGAGAUCCAGGACGUACUCCAUAUCAAUGGGACAAUACAACAAGCAGUGGAUUUUCAACAAACACAACAACUUGGCUUCCUGUUCAUUCGAAUUAUCAUAAUUUAAAUCUUGCUUAUCAAAAAUUAACACCAGUAUCAUAUUAUCAUGUUUUUAAAAAAUUAGUUGAACUUAAAAAACAUUCAAUUAUCAAGGAUGGAUCAACUGAUAUUUUUGUCCUUGAAAAUAAUGUACUUGGUGUUGUUAGAAGUUUUGUUAAAAAAACAAAUAAAUCAAUUGCUUUACUCAUUAAUUUGAGUGACGUUGAGGUCACUGUUAAUGCAACUUUUACAAUGAAGCUACAAGAAAUAAUGUUUGUUCAUGUUGCAAGUGUAACAUCUGGUAUUGAAACUGGUCAAACAGUUUUUACUGAUCGUAUUAAUUUACCACCGGCAGCUUCAGUUAUACUUACUGAUAAAAAUAUAUAA
Molecule: messenger RNA, 1722 nt
Organism: Aphidius gifuensis
Lineage: Eukaryota; Metazoa; Arthropoda; Insecta; Hymenoptera; Braconidae
Product: alpha-glucosidase-like
Exons: 1
Coding region: 1-1722 (573 amino acids)
Biological process (GO): carbohydrate metabolic process
Source: RefSeq, a predicted model, not a curated record